CUCGGAGCCGAGCAAGCGAGCGAGCAGCAGCGCCGCGCCACGCCAGUCGUAGAGCGGAGUCCGCGGGGAGAGGACGUGUGUCGUUGUUCGGGUCCCCCUCGCCGGUCCGGCUCGCUCAGAGUGAGGUCGUGUGUGAGUGCCAGUGACGACAGUGUGUGACAGUGUUUAGUGCUUCCACGCCGCACUUGGAUUACGUGCAAUGAGUGCUCGUGUGGUGAAUCCCUUCACCAUCACGGAAAUGCGCCGGCUCAGGGAGGCGGUCGCCAGGCCCACGGCGUUCCGCCCCGAGCCCGAGUCUCGCGCGCGGGUGUGCCGCAACCUGUGGGGAAAGGCGAGCGCCGAGGACAGCCGGGCCUUCGCCGCCAAGGAGUUGACGGAGCAGCGCGAGCGCGCCGCCAAACGCUGGGGCUUCGACUUCUUCCGGGAAGAGCCGCGCACCCACGGACCGGGCGCCGAGCGGUUCAAGUGGACCCCCGUGCGCAUCGGCACGGUCCCCUCAGCCUACAAGAUGCCGCGCCUGCCGCGGCUGGCCAACCUGGACGCCGUCCUGGAGACCGCCAGGGCCACCGUGCCCAGCCUGGCCGUCCGCGAGCAGCAGCCCGAGGCCACCACCACGGCCGAGGCCGCCACGCCCCUGUCGGCCGAGUCCUCGCCCGUCAGCUC
Messenger RNA from Frankliniella occidentalis (western flower thrips), 663 nucleotides. Its product is annotated as cyclin-dependent kinase inhibitor 1B-like. Gene Ontology annotation, cellular component: nucleus. Gene Ontology annotation, biological process: regulation of cell cycle. The record is from RefSeq and is a predicted model, not a curated record. NCBI's taxonomy places the organism in Eukaryota, Metazoa, Arthropoda, Insecta, Thysanoptera, Thripidae. Gene Ontology annotation, molecular function: cyclin-dependent protein serine/threonine kinase inhibitor activity.